Messenger RNA from Chrysochloris asiatica (Cape golden mole), 1359 nucleotides. It is a transcript of the gene SERINC2, whose product is annotated as serine incorporator 2. The coding region runs from base 145 to 1359 and encodes 404 amino acids. The transcript has 9 exons. Lineage: Eukaryota; Metazoa; Chordata; Mammalia; Afrosoricida; Chrysochloridae. Gene Ontology annotation, cellular component: membrane. The record is from RefSeq and is a predicted model, not a curated record.
GCCCUGGCUUCUCUGCAGGCGUCCUGCCUCUGUGGCUCUGCCCCCUGCAUCCUGUGUAGCUGCUGUCCGGCCAGCCGAAGCGCCACCGUGAGCCGCCUCCUCUUCACAGUGUUCCUUUUCCUGGGGGUGCUGGUAUCUGUCAUCAUGCUGAGCCCAGGCGUGGAGAGUAAACUCCAUAAGCUGCCCUGGGUGUGUGACGAUGGUGCCAAGAGCCCGUUCAUCCUGCAGAGCCACAUCGACUGUGGCUCCUUGCUUGGCCAACGGGCUGUGUAUCGCAUGUGCUUCGCCACGGCCAUCUUCUUCUUCCUUUUUACCCUGCUCAUGAUCUGUGUGCGCAGCAGCCGGGACCCCCGGGCAGCCAUCCAGAAUGGGUUUUGGUUCUUUAAGUUCCUGAUCUUCGUGGGCAUCACUGUGGGUGCCUUCUAUAUUCCCGAUGGCUCCUUCUCCAACAUCUGGUUCUACUGUGGUGCCGUUGGCUCCUUCCUCUUCAUCCUCAUCCAGUUGAUGCUGCUUGUGGACUUUGCACACUCGUGGAACCAGCAGUGGCUGUGUAAAGCUGAGGAGAGUGACUCCCGCGCCUGGUAUGCAGGCCUCUUCUUCUUCACUCUCCUUUUCUACACGCUGUCCAUCGUGGGUAUGAGCCUACUCUUCGUCUACUACACCCACCCCGGCAUCUGCCACGAGGGCAAAAUCUUCAUUAGCCUCAACAUCACCUUCUGUGUCUGCGUCUCCAUCGUUGCAGUACUGCCUAAGGUCCAGGAAGCGCAGCCCAACUCAGGUCUGCUUCAGGCGUCAGUUGUCACACUCUACACCAUGUUUGUCACCUGGGCAGCCCUGGCCAGUGUCCCAGAACAGAAAUGCAACCCUCACCUACUGACUGAAUUUGGCAAUGAGACAGUCCUAGCAGGCCCCGAGGGUUAUGUGACCCAGUGGUGGGACGCACCAAGCAUCGUGGGGCUCAUCAUCUUCAUCCUGUGCACCAUUUUCAUCAGUCUGCGCUCCUCGGACCAACAGCAGGUGAACAACAACCUGAUGCAGACGGAAACGUGCCCACCCAGGCUGGAGGUCACCCAGCAGCAGCUGCAGCAGCAGCAGAUGGUGAUCUGUGAGGGCCAGGCCAUCGACAACGAGCAGGAUGGUGUCACCUACAACUACUCCUUCUUCCAUUUCUGCCUGGUCCUGGCCUCCCUGCACAUCAUGAUGACGCUCACCAACUGGUACAGACCUGGUGAGACCCUGAAAAUGAUCAGCACGUGGAUCUCGGUGUGGGUGAAGAUCUGUGCCAGCUGGGCAGGGCUGCUCCUCUACCUGUGGACCCUGGUUGCCCCGCUCCUCCUGCCCAAUCGAGACUUCAGCUGA